GCCCGCCGCCGGCGGAGGUGAGUGAGGCGCGGCGCCGGCUGCGGCACGGCACGGCACGGCAAGACGCGGGGCUGCAGGCAGCGGGCGGCCGGAGGGAAGAGCCAUGGGGAGCUGCCGCCGAGAAACUCCCCGCCGGAUCGCGCCUGCCAGCGGCCUGUUCUGAGGAGGAGGAGGAGAAUAAGGAGGAGGAGGAAGAGGGAGGGAAAGGGCCGUAGCGGCGGCGGACUGUGCAAGUUGCGCGCUGCCCUUCUCCGCGGGGCCGCCUGCCGCCAGCGGAGCAGCAUGCGGACUGGCCUCCGCGCUCCCUCGGAUGUGCUGUGGCUGCUGCCGCCCUCCGCGCAUCGCCCUGCUGCUGGCAGCGCUCGGCCGGCCGCUGGAUGAGCCGGCGGCGGGGAGAUCGCUGCCGCGGUUCCGCCCGCUCCUUCAUGCGGGCUCCCGCUCCGCCGGGGGUAGCGCUGCCGCCGCCGCCGCCGAGGAGCGGGCGGCCCGCCCGGGGCCCCGCAUGGCGUGCUACCUGGUCAUCAGCUCCCGGCACCUCAGCAACGGGCACUACCGCGGCAUCAAAGGCGUCUUCAGGGGACCGCUCUGCAAGAAGGGCGCUCGCUCGCCGGUAACUGCCGCCUCCGCGCUCCCUCCCUCACUUGCCCCCCGCACGGACUAUGCUGAGAAGGAGAAAGCUGCAGCCAAGGCUCUGGAGGAUGUGAAGGCUAACUUCUAUUGUGAACUGUGUGACAAGCAGUACCACAAACACCAGGAAUUUGACAACCACAUCAAUUCUUAUGACCAUGCUCACAAGCAGAGAUUGAAAGAUUUAAAACAAAGGGAAUUUGCUCGAAAUGUGGCUUCAAAGUCAUGGAAAGAUGAAAAGAAACAGGAAAAAGCACUCAAGAGGCUCCACCAGCUCGCAGAGUUACGGAAACAGUCAGAAUGCAUCACUGGGAGUGGACCAACUCUUAAAGCCCCCAGAUUAGUUGAGGAAAAGCAGCAAUCACCAGAUGGAUUUUUCCUGUACAAAGGUGGCAAGGUCACAGCCAAAUCUCAAAGCACCACCACAAGUACAGGACAAGGUUUCUCCAGCAGCGUACUAGAAAAACAGCAGCUUAUCAUAAGCAGGCACCAGUCACCUACUGAAAGACUCCACGUGCUUGGAAAUCAAAUCUCACAAGUGUUCCCAGAUAGUACCAGUGCUUCUCAAAGAGCAGGAGUGUCUUUCUCAUUCUCUAAAAAAGUCCCUUUGAAGCUUGAAUCCUCAGCAUCAGUCUUCAGUGAGAACUCUGAAGAAGGAAAUGAUUAUAGUGAAUCCCCCCUUAAAACAAAGCAAGUUCUUGAGAGCUGUCAUUCUGGUAUACAUUUGGAAGAGGAUGUAAAAGGAAGUCUGGAUAAAGGGCCACCAAUUCCACAAGACCAAAUGGAUUUGGAUAACAGUGCAUCAAGUCAUGGAGCUGUGAAACUUAAAAUGUUAAAAGAAAACAAUAAAUGUGGUGUUAGAGAAACAGAAGAAAAAGUCAGUGCUCAUCUUUCACUUUCCAAAGUCAAAAUGCAGUUCUCAAAAUCGGAUUUUUCAGGUUCAGUAAAAGAAAUGGAUCAAGAGAGCAAAUUGAAUAUGUCUGAGGAAUUAUUGGAAACUCUCCUUUCACCUUCAUGCCAAGCUAGCAGUUUCUGUAUACAGUCAGAUACCUACAGUCACAGCAGUGCACACCUCUCUGAGCUCCCCCAACAGCCAUCACCUGAGCUGACUUGUGCAAGCAACAUUAAUGACUGUUCUAGGGUGGUAAAGAGAGAAAGGUCUUCAGAGGCUUCAGAAAUCAAAAACAGGAAUAUGGAAAAGCUUCCAAGGGAGACAAUGGUUAAAGAGCCUAAGCACCAGGCACUACCUUUCCUCCAUGUAGUGAGUAAGGAUGGCAGCACUGCUCUGCAGUGGCCAACAGAAUUACUUUUGUUUACAAAAACUGAACCUUGUAUUUCAUAUGGCUGUAAUCCACUGUACUUUGACUUCAGACUCUCUUUAAAUCACAGAGAUGGUAAACAGCAUGAAACAAGCAAAGAAGGCUGUAAAGAGCACUCUAUAAAUAAGACUGCUGAUGAAAAUGAAGCCUCAGGUUUAAUAAAACACAAGCAAAUGUCAAAUGAACAAGAUAAUCAGUUGUUGAAACCAAAGAUAAAAGGUUCCCUAAAUCCAAGAAAGGCCAAGAAAAAAGCUGAGUCAGACAUAGGGAAAGUGAUGAACAAAAAUGGUCAAAAAUACAUUUCAGAUUAUUUGAAUGAAAAUAUACCCAAAGUGCCUGCUUACCUUGAUGUCUCACAAAAGGAUUCUAUGGCAGAAAAAGGUAUUCAUACAACAACACUGAAAAGAUCUUUAAGGCAUCAUUUCCAUAGCUGUGAAAGAAAAAAACAGAGCAUAAGAAAUGAAAGCAUUUCCUUUUCUGCUUUUAUGGCCAGGAUUAAAAAGUGUAAGGCUGAAAAGUGUGAUUUAAUUUAUUCUGAGGAAAAACAUGAAACCCAAAAUGGCUGCGGAUCCAUUCAGAACGUGGCCAGCUGCAGCAGUGAUAUAAGUGACAGUGGAAAAGAUUCUGGUGGAAGUUUCCUUAGUUAUAAAUCUGGUUCAAAUAGCAGGCAUUCAGAAAAUGAAGGAUGUAAAAAUUACACAAGAUACUGGAGAUUCCCAUCUCCUCAAAAAUCCUCCUCUGACAGACAUUCCAGCUAUUCUGAUACUUCGGUUAGCAGCACAAGUAGCUACAUGAGCAGUUCCUCCAGUCCCACAUUGAAUAAUCACAGCAGAAGUCACUUGCUUUUUUGUUGCAAAAGAAAAACCAAGACAGCUGAAAGGCACAAAUGUAAACACAGAAAGCACAACUGUAUUUUCACUUCUGAUGAUGCAGAUAAGGAUUAUCUUUGCCAAACUAGAUGUCACAGAAGUAGAAACUGCACACAGAGGGGCACAAUUAAAUAUAAAAAAUGUUCAAGACAUAAAGUUUUACAGCACAGAGAUGGUUCUAAACACAGCAGAUGUAGACACUGGCAUUUUGGCAAAGUGUGUGGUAGAAGUAGAAGCUACAAUGACCCCAAAAGUUCUUCCACCACAGAUUCAAGGAGCAGCGAUCAAUCAUAUUGCAGCAGAAUAUCAAGAGAAAGCAGUGCAGGGUCUUUCUCAAAAGAAUAUGACAGCUACAAGAAUAAAACAAGAGAGGACACAGAAAGAGAUUCUAACAUCAACACAGGAAAAGCUGAAAUUGCACGUUAUGAAUCUCUGAAUGUAGAUAGCCAGUCAAAAGACUUUGCUACCUGCUCUUCAGAAACCUCAGCAAAAGAUGCAUGUGGAAGAAGAAAGUCACUGACAGCCAAGUUACUGUUAGAAAGGGUGCAGUCCAAGAAAAUCCUGGAACAAGCUCAUGAUUCAGAGAGAUUUUCAAACACAUUUGGUAGAGAAAUAAAGGAUCUGUCAUCACAAAGUCACUUUGAGCUUCAGUUUUCGUCAUCCGUAGAUGACACAGCAAUGUUACCUUUGCCAGAGAAACUGCUAGGCAUUGGUGAAAAUGGCACAGGGCAAAGUGGAAGUUCAUUGGAAAGUAAUGUUAAAAAAAGCAAAUGUGACGCUUCAGAGAUAACCCAUGUUGCUCUUUCAACAGGCAGUGAUUAUGAUCAUUGUCUUUUUAAAGACAUCGUUCAGAUAGGAGCAGGCUAUCAGAACCCAAGCAUAAAAAGGAACACGGCAAUAAAGGAACAAUCCAAUCUCUUCAUUAGUGAAGUACAACCCUUUAUACAAAGCUGUGACCCAGUACCAAAUGAUUUCCCUGGUGCUUUUCCCUCUAAAAGAUAUUCUGUUGUUGCUAAUUCAACAGAGACCAAAGAAGAACUACAUGAUGUGAACAUGGACUCAAACUGGGCAGAAGGAAGUUCAGACUCUCUUUGUGAUAAUGCUAUGCAGAAGUACAGUGACACAGUAGAUGACCAGGAAGUGUACAGAAAAUCCAUCUCCCCUCCUUUAAUGCAGCAGCCUAUAAUGUUCUCACCAGAGGAAGUAGACAAAUACAGGUUGCUGCAGCUGCAAGCCCAGCAGCAUAUGCAGAAACAACUCCUGGCAAAACACCUGCAAGUUUUGCCUGCCCCAGGACCAGCUGCCUUCUCUGCAACACCAGCAGUUCCUGCCAUCCCUGUUCAGCAGCAUGCAACAGUCACCACUAUACACCAUACACUGCUGCAACGCUUUGCUGUCUCAGCAUCUGUACACCCCCAUGGCAGCCAUCUCUCCCUGACACACCUCCAUCCCCUCUCUCAGGCACAUUUUACCCCUAUAUCCCUUUCUCCGUUAGCACCAGCCCUCAUUCCCACCCACCCUGCUUUGCUGACAGGACACCCAUUGCACUUGGUCUCCACCACCCCUAUUCACCCUUCCCCACUGAACUUCCCCCUGCUGCCACAUACUGCAUAUAUCCCAGCCUUAUUUGCACCACACCUGAAUGCAGCCACACCUCCUGCUAUGCAUCCAAAUCCCAUUGUUCAUCCAUUAUUCCAAGGGCAAGAUCCUCAUCACCAUUCUUGCUCUAGCCAGACUCAACAGUUACCUACAAUAAAAGAAGUUUUUGGUGUUUCUAGCUAUUUAAACUAGCCCUAAUGAUUACACCUUGGCUCCAGGGAAAAAAAAAAUAAUAAAAAAAAGGAAUUAAAAAAAAAUAUUCAGUGUUCAAUCACAUAUCUGAGGAGAAAAAUCUACAUUUUUGCUGAAAGCUCAAUGGUAAAUUUGAACUCCAAAUUCUGGCUGACAGCAUAUGAAUGUUGAUUUGGCUCUCAUAUCACAAUAUAAAAGCAGUUUUGAAGUCUUGUGGUACUGUCACAAGAAGGACGGGGUCAGCUAAUGUCAUCUUGCAGAAGGUUUAGAAAGAACAUUCUGAAGUGAGGUCUGUGACUGUCAGUAGGAAGAGGACCACAGCAUGUUGACACAAAAGGACCAAGAAUGUCAGCAAGGUUGGGUGAUUUAAAGUAACAUAAUUUCAGGUAGUACAAUCUUGACACACCUCAAAGGCUUAGUUUUAUGAGAAUGUAAAUGCAACAGUGUAAUACUUGGUCUGUUUAAGGUAUUUCAGAAUAAGCCAAAGAGAAAGCAUUUGGGACCACAAAUACCUGGUUCUGUCUCCUAGCCAAGAUAAGUUAAGAGCCUCAACAGUGGUGAGUGAGAAGUUAAUACUGGAAGAAGAUGAUCAUGGGACCAUGUCAAUGAUACAUUAGUGAUUUUAUCACAGAUAUGUUGCUUUAACAGUGUAAAAGGACUGCAGUUUAGCCAAAAGUACAUGACAAAAAUAUUCCCUUAGUGUGGGAGGCUCUUUGCUGGCACAAGCAGAUUGCUGCUUUCGUCCUCCAGCCAGGCAUACAAGAAGGCAGCAGAAGUAAAGUGAUGAAGCCAAGUUCUUUGACAUUGCCUGCUGUGGCACUAGCAUAAGAUACGUCAGGGGUGGGGUGCAACAUCCCGAAGUUCCAAUGCAGCUAGUGUUGGCCUUGAACCUUGGAGGUCCCUGGCCAACACCAUAAUAUCUCUUUCUUGCCAAGCAAACCUCUGACAUGUGGAAGAAUCUUGCCCAAAGUAUACAUAAAUAAUAAACAAAUAAAUGUUUCAUCUCUUCCACAAAUAACAUUAACAAUUAACUGGUCAUACAAUAUCAUGUUGAAAUUCAAAAAAUACAGAAGUAUAAUUCUGAGAAGAAAGUGUCUCUUCAGAUCAAGUCUCAUGGCCAACUAUGCUGUGGUUCUCAUCAUUUCAAGGCAUACUGAAUCUAAACAAACAUGCAAAGUUUCUAGCAUGACUUCCCAAGCACUGGACUAACAAAUUGAAGUCCUGAAUCUCUAAUGUAGGAAUGCAUUUACCUAACCAUCAGGGUUAGGUGUGAUUGAAAUCUCAAGGAGUAAUUGCAUAUCUGGAAAUAGGUGAGGGCUUCAGCAUUAUUUGGAUGGCACACUUUGAAAAUUUUUAUCUUUCUAACUCAACACGGGACAUUUAGCAAGAAAUUAUGAUCAUAAUUAUGGUUAGACUGCAGAUUUGCUUCCCAGUAUAACUGGACAGUGAAGAGUCUGCCAAGAAAUACCUGUUUAUUUGGAAUUGAAAUAUUGGAGAAAACGUCAAUUCCUUUGCGAUGAUGUAGAGCACAGUUGCUGAUGUCUAUUUUACAGUCGAUAUAAAGCACAUUAAAAACUUUUGGUGGAUUUUAUUCCAUUAUAUGGGGCUAUCUAAAGAAGCUGAGGAAUCUAAUUGAAGUUAGACUGAGUAUUUAAAAUUCAACUUGAGACUAAUAUUCUAACUUAAUUUUAGUCAAACUAGAUUGAUCCACUGGAGUAAAAUGAAAGUGUUUUAAUUUCUAAAAGCAGAUCCUUCAGCAUGAACUGCUAUUAUGCCAAACAUUUCAAAUGCAUUUCCAAGUAGUGACUGCUUGCUUUGCAGUUGACUUUUAAAGUUAAAGAUUCAUUGGAUACUUAAUAUUUUAGCCAUCAAAUAAAAACUGUCAGGAAAAAAACUCUGGAGACCAAGUAGAAGUAAAACAUUUUGUUGUGAAAAUAAGAGGCUGAAGAAACCAGCACCCUUAAAUGCCUUUUGGUUGCAUUCCCAGUUGAUCUAUUCAUUUCAUUAAGAAAAUGGGCUCAUGAUAUUUUUUCAGUUACCUCUCUUCAUUGUUUAAUUUUCCUAUUUUAUUUGUAGGUUUCUUUUUCAACUGAAAUUAUUACUUCAGAAGUUAGGAAGUCAGAAAUUUCUUUUGAAAAUAUACUAAAAAUAAAUGUUUCCAUAGUUUUAAAAUCCUGCUUUUUAUUUUUGGCUGAAAAUAUUCCCUAAAUUAGAUUUGAAUAUACAUAUAAUUGCCAUACUUCCAAAAUAUCAUUUUCUGAAAAGCAAUCUUAUUUCCUUGAAUACAACUUAUUGACUCUCAACAUGACUACUCGAUUCCUCAGGCUGAAUUCUCUCUCUCGUGGUUCACUUGUAGUUAUAGCUCUGUAGAAACACUUUGAAUUGUACGUUUAAAAGGAGCAGGUCAACCUGUGCUCUGAGACUGAUUGAACUGCACAGCCCCUAUCACAGUUUCAGGGCUAAUAUCAACCUAAAAGAUGCAUUUCAAGACGUACAAACUUUUUUAAUUUGCAGGCACAAUUGCACUCCCAUUCAAGAUAAACCAAUUGCUCUUAAUGUCUGUACUAGUUCACUUGAAUUCUAAGUAGAUAACAUUGGGAGAAAAUAGUAGAAAGGAAAAAAGACAAAUAAAUCCCAUCUUACACAUACACACUUAUUUUUCAUCCCUCUUUCUUACAGGCAAAAUUGCUACUGCAGAAAUUACUAUGGCAAGAAACCUCAUCAAUUGAAACUUAACAGAAUCCUACUUAGUAGACCAUUUAUGGGAAGCAAAUACAUUACUCUUACUGUAUGCACAAUAAAAUGGGAACUAAAUCAUAGGAUGUCCAUACAUCACUGUAUAUACCAACAAGGAUGAUCUGACAAGGCGAAUGACAAGACAGUAAAAAUUUAAUUCAUGAAGCAAUGGGGAUUAUGAUUUUGAUAGUAGUAGAUGGAAAAAAAAUUGAGAGAUUAAAAACUGACAGAAACAGCACAAUAGCAUAACAGCAAUCAUUGACUACCAACAAAGGGAAUGUCCAAUAGAGUUCUUAGUACACAAAAGAGAUUUUCUUGGAGAAAUGUAAUAAAAACAUCAGCACAGCUGAGAUGAUGUAUUUGCUGCCAUAUUUAUUUUUCAUCAGUAAUGUCCUUUAUAUAUAUAUCGUUAUUAUUAAAAGCAUAAUUGAGCCUGAUGGUUGGAGCCAUGCUUCAGUCCUGAUUUUAUUUAUACUAAUAUUUAAAAGAGUUACAGUAUUCUGGUGGCAGAGAUAUAUACAUUUCAAGUUAAUAACCUCUUUAAGCUUGAUUGUAUAUUCUUCUUGCAUAAUCCAAGGAAAUGGGUCACCCACACUGAAAAGUUCAAAUAACAAAAGUUUUUGGAGUUCCAUAAUGGUGAAAGUUCUUAAUUUCUAUUUUAUUUACUUGGUAACUGAGGCACUUCUGGAAUACAUUUAACAUAUUUGUUGUUCAAAUUUUCAUAAAAAUGCCUUUGAUCACAUUGAUUUUAAAACUGUUAAGUUUGUAUUUAAAACUGGAUAAUAUUCUGGCUAGUAUAAUAUGUAAACUAGUAAUUUUGUUUUGUAUUCUCUGUAUAAAGUGUUUUAUAUUAUACAGUAGCUAAGUUAAUUGCACUAUUGUACAUGCAAUGCGGCUUUUUUUUUUAGGUUAUUCAAGGAAUUCCUGGGAAUGUAGUUUAAUGCAAUAAUUUUUUUUUUUCCAAUAAAAAGGCUUACUGGGAUAAAGAGUGUCAGUCAUGUAUUUUUAAUGUAAAGCAUACCAAAAGGCAGCAACUUAAAAAAAUGCAGAAUGAUGCAAACAUAUUCUGUAUUUUAAUCUGAGAUUUGAAAUGCAUUUAAUUCAUCCCUGAAAUUUCUUAGAAUGUUUCCUAAAGAUUUUAGUAUGUGUUACAAAAGUGGGUUGUUUAAAUUGAACUGAAAAUAAAUAUUCCUUUAAAAAAUUA
Messenger RNA from Gallus gallus (chicken), 8546 nucleotides. RefSeq names its product zinc finger protein 804B (gene ZNF804B). The transcript has 4 exons. Bases 311 to 4606 code for a protein of 1431 amino acids. The record is from RefSeq and is a predicted model, not a curated record. Lineage: Eukaryota; Metazoa; Chordata; Aves; Galliformes; Phasianidae. Gene Ontology annotation, cellular component: nucleus.